AUGUUCAAAAGGUUCAGAAGAAGCAUCAGAAUUGGCAGACCUGGUUCACGGAACCUUGAAGUACCAGCACCAGUCUGUCACGAAUGUGGGCAGAGCGUCAGGGAUACAAUCAGCUCUUCCAGUGCAGACGGCGCCACUACCGGACAAUACGACUCAGAUCGCGCCGGAAUGCGUGAUUCAUGGCACACCUCUACCAGCUCAGACAGCGGCUACGGUGGUAGUGGUAGCUCUCGGCAUUCAGAGCUCGACGCGCAGCUGAACUCGAGCGACGACCACCCGGCCCUCGACCACCCCGGCCUAACGAUGCCACUGCCGCUGCCGUUGCCACUCAGGCGACCCACCUACGACUCCAGCAUUUACUCAGAAACCAGCGCGUACGACCAACCAGCUGAACAGGAAAUAAUAGUCCACGAGCCAGCAGAUGCCGGGCCGCCGGUCUACGAUCACCUCUUCGACCUCCCACCCCGCACAUUCACAAACUACUCGGAAAAGUGGAAGCCCAAGUCGCGCUAUUCCAGGCUGAAUGAGCUACCCGCUGCCAGCCCGACGGCGAUGGCGUUCCCGGACGAUGUCAUGGACGUGGAGAGUGCUGCUGAAAAGGAGCCCAGUUCGCCGCCGGCGGAAAAGAACUUGAAAAGGAGGUCAAUGGUACUGCGGCCAGCAUCGCUCAAAAGGCUCACUUCACUCCGGAUCAAAACCCAUUGA
Molecule: messenger RNA, 705 nt
Organism: Diaporthe batatas
Lineage: Eukaryota; Fungi; Ascomycota; Sordariomycetes; Diaporthales; Diaporthaceae
Exons: 1
Coding region: 1-705 (234 amino acids)
Source: RefSeq, a predicted model, not a curated record